This is a messenger RNA of Pieris brassicae (large cabbage white), 4303 nucleotides long. RefSeq lists its product as uncharacterized. NCBI's taxonomy places the organism in Eukaryota, Metazoa, Arthropoda, Insecta, Lepidoptera, Pieridae. Gene Ontology annotation, cellular component: membrane. The transcript has 7 exons. Bases 605 to 1996 code for a protein of 463 amino acids. The record is from RefSeq and is a predicted model, not a curated record. Gene Ontology annotation, biological process: transmembrane transport; heme export. Gene Ontology annotation, molecular function: heme transmembrane transporter activity; heme binding.
UGUGGAGUGUUAUAUGUUAUUUACUUCUUUGACGUUUAAUGUGACAAAUUCAUUGAAAAUAACAAUGGCGGGUUAAAUAUGUAUGAUGUGUUUGAGGAAAAACAGGGUUAAGUGAAAUGUUUUUCGUUUUAAAGUGUUUCAAUUUAUUUUACGAUCACAUUUCCAUAAUAAAAACAGCAUUAAAAAUGUACGCAUUUCGUAACAUACGCGCGGAGGCGGUAAGAACUAAACACGUAGUUUUAAGUAUUUUAUAAUCGCGUUUUAAUAUAUCAAAGUGUUUUAGAAUAAUUCGCCUUAAGGUAUCCCUUUGUAAUAACAUAGACAAACACACAUCACACCGCAUUAACGGGUGGGAUUGGGGACAUAGUUCUAUCCAGUUUCGUACAAAUAAAAAAACAUUCGUUCAGAUUAAAUACGGUGUCUUUCUUCAUAGACUAUAAAGAGACAAACAUUUUCACUGAACUGAAGAUUUAUUACGAUCAGUUCGGCGUAAUUCGAAUAAUCGUUUAUUGAUAGCGUUAUCUAUCAGUUAAGAGAUUUAAUCAAGGACUGUAAGACAACCUUUGGACGUAUCGGGGACCACAAGUGUUUAGUGUAAGAUAAAAUGUUCACGAAUAAUGGACAAGUAUUACAAAACGAAAUACCGAAGAUUUAUCUAUCAGAUGAGGAUCCGAAGUAUGAAAUACCUGGAAGUGUUAUGGAUGGGAUUAUUUUAGAUGUGAAUGAACCACAAUAUAAAGUGUCUAAGAUUAGAUGGUUAAUGCUAGGAUUUUUCGUAAUGUACUCGGCUUCGAAUGCGCUGCAAUGGACUCAGUAUACGAUAAUAUCUGAUAUAGUGGUAAACUACUAUGGUGUGACCGGCAAAGUUGUGUCUUGGACUUCAAUGGUCUAUAUGAUCGCGUAUGUGCCUUUGAUAUUUCCGGCGAGUUGGCUCUUGGAUAAAACAGGUCUCCGUGUGACAACGAUUAUCGGUUCGCUGGGAACAUGUGUGGGUGCCUGGAUGAAAGUGUUCUCUGUGCCACAAGAUAUGUUCUGGGUUGGUUUCACAGGCCAGACGAUAGUGGCCAUAUCACAGGUGUUCAUUUUGAAUGUACCACCUCGACUAGCUGCAGUUUGGUUUGGAGCCGACCAGGUUUCAUCUGCUUGCAGUAUAGGAGUUUUUGGAAAUCAGCUCGGUAUCGCCCUGGGUUUUCUGCUACCACCCAUCAUAGUCCGCGCUCAAGGUACAGUUGAGGAGAUUGGCGAAGACUUCAAAUUCAUGUUCUAUCUUGUAGCUGCUAUAACUACAGUUCUCUUGGUACUUAUUGUACUAUUUUUCAAAGCGGCUCCAGCAUCACCGCCUUCAGCAGCAGCUGAUCUUGGCGCGGCACUUGACUCCAACUUCCUACAGUCACUAAAGAAAUUGAUGACCAACCGAAACUAUAUAUUGUUGCUGAUCUCCUACGGUCUCAAUAUCGGAGUCUUCUACGCUAUUUCCACUCUGCUUAAUGAGUUGGUUUUGAGAUACUAUCCGGGUGCCAAUGCAGAUGCAGGAAGAAUAGGUCUAGUGAUAGUGGUGGCUGGUAUGGUGGGUUCGGUGGUAUGUGGCUACAUACUUGACAAGACACAUCGCUUCAAGGAGACGACACUGGCUGUAUACGCUGCCUCUGUUGUAGGAAUGAUAAUCUUCACGUUCACGCUGGACUGUGGACAAAUCGCUGUAGUAUAUUUCAGUAGUAUUAUUCUUGGUUUCUUCAUGACGGGUUACCUACCUGUUGGAUUCGAGUUUGCAUCGGAAGUGACAUAUCCUGAACCGGAAGGAACGACGUCGGGAAUUUUGAAUGCGUGUGUGCAGGUGUUUGGCAUAAUACUAACACUGCUAUUUGAGUGGAUGCUGGCUGAAGUUGGCGACCGUUGGGCUAACUUGACUUUGUGCGUUAUUUUGGCAGUUGGAACAGUCAUCACCGCAUGUAUUCGAUCUGACUUGAGACGUCAAGCCGCGCAAAAUAAGGCCUAAGUCGUCAGUAUUUUACAAUAAUCUCUAAGCUUGAACGUAUCGUUUAUUUGAUUAUGUAUACUAGAAAAGAUUGAAAGUUUUUGAAAGUAAUACGCGUGAAAUAUGCAUUUGUAUAAAAUGUUGAUACAGAUGUAACACUUGGGCGUGACAAAGUUAUUUUUGUGUAAAUUUAAAAUUCGAUUUCUUAAAUUUGAAAUUAGAUUGCAAAAGGUUACCUUAAUAUGCAGCAUUUCAGUUAAAAUUUACAAUAUGGAUAUGUAGAUUUAGACGAAGAUUAGGUUCUCCUUUUAAAACAAAAGCUGUCAAGAUAACCUUCAAAAUGUCGGUCUAUUUUAUAUUACAUACUAUAUCAGGACAAUAAUAGGGCCCAUUUUUUAAAUUUAUCCAACAGAAGGAACAAUACCAUGACAAAUAAUUCUACUUUUUUAUAUAAAGGAAAUAGCAAAUUUUAUUUUAAUUCUGUGAAAUUAAGUUGUAAUUUAGGCUAUUUAUCUACAACACAAAGUGUAUUAGUAAAGGGAAAUAAUAUUUACUGUACUUUAAUUAGAAAUGUGACAAAGUACGGUAUGGCACUGAGGGUAAGUUCAGUUCAGAGUCGAGACUCGCUGGUAUGUCAACCCAUAAUGCUUUCGGAGGUGAUCGCGGUCUCGAUUUUGAUUCUACUGUGCGUCUUUUAACAUAAUUUUAAAGUAAUUGUAGACAGCUCAGAUAUUGAUAGCAAACUUUAUAGUAUUUUUAGAAAAUCUUGGAUCUUCAAAUUUGAUUGUAAAUGUUUAUACUGUUGUACACAUCGAAAUAACAUUAAGUAUACUUACGCGUAACAUACAAUUCACGAUGACAAUAAACACGUGUCUAAGUAUACAAGAAAUGUAUUUUUCGAUUAAAAUUGAAUAUUUAGUAUUGUAGAAGUUAUAAUGGAUGUUAUACUAAAGAAAAUAACUAACCAAUUGUGACAAUUCGCGUACAGAUAUCAUUAUCAGCUUAUAAUAUUUAUUGUAUCUGUGGUUGAAUAGUGCGUAGUGUAAGAAGGAAUAAUUUAGAACCUGUUUAAUAAUAUUUACGGUAUCAUAUGCGUUCGCUGUGUAACGAUAAGUGUAUGUUAAGUAAUGAAUUGUUAAGACAAACGAUAAUUUAAUAUGUAUGUAUAUAUGUAUUGUUCUGAAUAUGAAACCAAACGUAGUUCGGCAAGAUGAAAUCUUUUAUUAUACUUAAAUUUCAUUUUAUAUUUAAAAAUCUAUAUAGUAGCUAAUCGUAUAGACCCUAAUUCCCUCUAGGGAUAUUUGUUUUGUUGGUCAACAGAUACUCUAUGUGGUACAUAUAUAUAUGAAAUAAUAUAUCGUCAUAUAAGUCUUGUUCACUUAGUAGAUAUGGUCUAUGAUCCGGCUGCAGGAUCAGUGAGUUUAUCUGUUAUUCGCUAAAAAUAUUUGUUUGUAUAUGUAUAAUUAGGACAACAUAUAUACCAAGUUGCCUAUUAAAAUUUGGCCGCUAAUAUUUUUAAUUGAUUUUUGGAAAAAAAUUCGUUCACUUGUUUUUUAAAUAAAAUAUAGUCUACAUCACGGCAAUUUACAUAAAGAUUUAACAAAAUCACGGUUACUGUUACGCAUCAGGCCGCAUCUCUUCGCAGCCAGGUGUACAUUUAUAUGGUAUAUCAAAUUUAAGCUUUUUUUCAAUUAAUUAUCAUAUAUGGUUGCCUAAUAAUUUCUGGCUGCUAAAAAUGAUAAAUAUUUAAGGUAGAGUGAAAGAGAAUUAACGCGUAACACCAUUGGUCCGACGAGAAUAACGAUGCCGGCUGCGCGACACUUUUAAACCAUUACGCAUGCGUUGAAUGAAAAAUUUUGAUAGGCAACUUGGUAGAUAUAUAUUGUUAUAAUUAUAAAUAUACAUAAAAAUUUGGUUUUUAGCAAAUAACAGAUGAACGCACUGACCCUGCAGCCAGUGUAAUAUGUAUAGAAAUUAAUAAACAGGCUUAAAUUCGGCCUGCAUGAAUGUUUAGUGUUAUUAUUAAAUCUUUCGAGCGUACUCCUUACAUAUAAUAAUAAUAAAAUAAAACAGUAUUUGGUCAUGUAAAAAAUGUAUAACUAUAAGUUACAUAUCAAAUGACUUUCAGUUUCCCGGUCAUUUGAGAGGGAAGGCAAAAUAAGCCGCAAAGAAGCUUAGUUUACCCUGCUGAGUACGCAGGACUAGAAGGUACUUCACUCCGGCUUGCAACUCUAUAAAGCGCAACUUCAGCCCCACAUGGAGUACUGUUCUUACCUCUGGGCGGAAGCUCCCCAGUACCAGCUCCUUCCGCUUGAUCGUAUUAAACGA